Molecule: messenger RNA, 1242 nt
Organism: Mycena indigotica
Lineage: Eukaryota; Fungi; Basidiomycota; Agaricomycetes; Agaricales; Mycenaceae
Exons: 3
Coding region: 1-591 (196 amino acids)
Source: RefSeq, a predicted model, not a curated record
AUGUCUAUCCAUAACAUGUACAACCCACCUCCUUACAACUUUUCUACCGCUAUGGCUCCACCAACACCGUCCGCAACUCCCGUUCUGCCGACACUUCCUUUCAAUGCUUCUUUCGCAGCCGUCUCUUCGGUGGAGCUUCAGCGCCCGAGCUCAGCUACUGUUGAGCCCCCACGGAAGAAGCGGAAGGUGUCUGAGUUUGCCAAUAUGACCGACGCCGACAUCUUGGCGCAUAGGGCAAGAGAUGUAGAGGGUUGGGCAGACGAUGCCAUUCUUGACAAGGAGUUCGGUCAUCGCGCAUCAGAAACGUGGAAACACUUCACCAAACAGCUUGCCAUCGAGAAUGGGAAAAUUGUCUACAAGCUGCGUUGCCGCUUCAGCAACCCAAAGCAUGCAAAGGAGUACUCCAUCGAGCGAGGCAAGAUGGGACAGGGGAGCUCAAACUUGGGAGAGUCAGUGAAGAAGUGUGGGAUGACGGAUGGACCAGCUCCCCAGUCGCAGGUCUUUGUGUGCUCCAUACAACGAAGCUCGUCAUCGUGCCAUCUGUGCUAUUCGAGCUGCGGCUUGCAAGCGCCCUUAUGCCUCACAAGAUGAUGAUUGGUACAAGAUGGAAAUACGACUACUUCGACCCGAUAUUGUCCCUCCCUCCGCCCAAACUGUUGCUCGAGACGUGUCGAGACUCUACCUUGACCUCUCAAAGGUUGUACGCUUUGGUCCUCUGCCCAGCUUCACUCCUCAACCUACAAUUGCGUCGAUACCCGACAACAUCGCUUCCUACCUUGACUCUCCUCCAAUUCAACUCCACGGACAAACUGUUUUUCAAUACUGGAAUGCUGAACGCCAACGCCAACCUCAUCUCUCGGAAAUGGCGCUCACCUAUUGCUCAAUGCCCGCCACAUCUGUUGAAGGCGAGCGUUCAUUCUCCGAAGGCCGAAACCAAUGUGCAUGGAAUCAAGAAAGCAUGUCUUCGCAGACAUUCCGUGAGCAAAUGAGUCUCGGGUCAUGGGUUCGUGCUCCCUUCUUUAAUCUUGACGUGGCCGAGCAGAUCAUUGCUGAGUAUAGUCGCUCUCUUCGUGGGCCUGUGGUAUAGGACUGCAUUCCACUACUGUCUACGACUGUUAUUCAUUUGUUGUUAACCCUUGUUAUAUUCGUUUGCACGCACAGAGCACUACUGACAUACCACACAUUGCUGUAAUCCUAUUGCCUCUUUGUACUUCAAUGCAACAUAUCAUCUAUUUACCGCAU